AUGGGUAUCAUAGAAAAGCUUCAGAAAAAGCUAGAAGGUGGAAAGUUCAGACUUUUGAACGAGAAGCUGUACAAGAACAGGGGGCUGACAGAAAAAGAGGCACUGGACUACCACAAAUACUAUGAAAGCCAGGUGAAGAAGUGGCCAUGCGAUCCAAAGAAGACUAUUAUCAAUAAGAUAAAGAAAUGCGGACAGGACAACUUGAAAAUAGCGGAUUUGGGAUGCGGCUCAUGCGGGAUUGCAGAAAAUUUCAAGAAUGUUAGUUCCUUUGACAAGUAUCCAAUCAACGACAAGGUUGUAAAGUGCGAAUUAAGGGAAAUCCCAGUGGAGGAUAAGCAGUUCGAUGUGGCUGUCUGCUGUCUUAGUCUGAUGAUGACGAAUAUUGCAAGAGUUUUGAGGGAGACUAAUCGCAUUCUUAAGGUGGGUGGGGUGUUUUAUAUGUCUGAGGUUGCAAGCAGAGUGAAAAACAUGAAAAAAUUUAUAAACAGCGUUGAAAAGCUUGGAUUUAAGGUCCAGGAUGUUGACAAGACCAGCACCUACUUUUUCAUAUUGAAAUUUGAGAAGAUCAGCGAUGUCAGUACUGAGAAUAAGUUACCAGUGGUGGCACUAAGCGCCUGGACAUAUAAAAAGAGAUAA
Vittaforma corneae ATCC 50505 is the source of this 636-nucleotide messenger RNA. RefSeq lists its product as uncharacterized. The record is from RefSeq and is a predicted model, not a curated record. NCBI's taxonomy places the organism in Eukaryota, Fungi, Microsporidia, Nosematidae. The transcript has a single exon. Gene Ontology annotation, molecular function: methyltransferase activity. Gene Ontology annotation, cellular component: nucleolus. The coding region runs from base 1 to 636 and encodes 211 amino acids.